AUGACAGAUUAUAAUUCAACUUCCUCUAGCGAAUCAUCGGACAUGGACAUGAAUAAGACGAUCCAGGCUAGGCUAAAGGACACGAGAUACCGAACUGGCAGAAGCCAGACAACGGCAAGGAGGGAGGGGCUACGUAGCGGAAAGUCCCAGGAAGCGAAGAAGGCUGAAGAGAUCGAGGACAGCGACCGAUCUCGAUCGCCUCUUAGGGUCGAUGAUUCGACGGCAUUCGCCACCUCCAAAGAGGAGGACUCGGACGAUGGCGAGAAAAUUGCCCAAAAGAAAAAGGAAGGGAAGUGGGAAAUCCCCAGAGACGAGGAUGGCAAUACGGACGAGGAGCGUCUCGUAGAGAAGGCCACUAGAGGCAGGGGCAGGCCAGAAACGACAGGGGGAUACCGACUCAAAAAAGAGUUCAUGGCGAGAAAGCAGGCCAUUAUGGAACAAAAAAGGGAAGAAUUCCUGCUGAAAGGCAUGGAAAACCCUCUCGAAGAGUUCCAGGACUGCACUUCCAACCGGAAGUACAAGGCAGAACUGAAGAAACUUACGGAACACCUAGAGGAGGCCCCCUUCCGAAACAUUGCGGGAACGAUAUUAGAGGCAUCGACGAAGGUCCUAGGAUUUUCGCAAAAAUCUAAAAGCCUCAAGGGCACACACGUGAAGGUCCUCAGGGAUGCCGCAGCGGCCAUAACAGCGGGCACCAAUAUAAUGGCCAUGCAAAUGGCGCAGGAGAUGCGGGAACAACCUGGACCUCAUAGAGGAACUACGGGCGAAGAACACGAACUUAAAAACGUCGCUGAAGGAGAGAGGGAAUGGGCAAUAACUCCACCCAUGGUGGACAUGAUGGAGGAGGAGGAGGCACCGAUAGGAAUUAUAGAGGUGCAAAAGGGGUUGAUCCCAGGGGAGAGGAGACGCCCGGUGAGGGAGAGGAAUGAAGCCAGGGUCGCAAAAACAGGCCCCAAGAUCAGGGAGAACAUCCUCCUGGACAACAAGGUUAGGGUAGAAAGGAGGGAGGAUUCAGAGAAGAACGCAGGGAAAGGACUGGAGGGAGACAUAACAAAGAUGGUGUUUAAAGCUUUAAAUGACUGGACAACACAAGGAAGGGAGAUUCCCAAAAAAGGGGCCGGGAAAGAUAACAAGGUAAAGGGAGUGGGGAGCCGGGGUGUGGUACAACGGGGGAGAAACAAAUACGAUCAGGAGUACCCUCAAUUACCACCCACGCAAUCACAAAGAAAGGAACAACAGGUACAGGAAACUCCUACACCACAAAAAGAGACGUGGACAAAAGUAGUGGGUAGGAGAGAGAGGAAGAAGGAGAAAGAAACACAGAAAAUGCAGGAGAUAAAAAGGGUGGUGAACAUCGAAAGAAAGGAGGGGAAGAAGAACAGGAGGAGAGUCCCAAACACGGCGGCGGUAACCAUUACCGCCGAACGGGGACAAUACAAGGAUCUAUUGGCGGAGGCCAAAAGAAAGAUCGAUCUCACCGGGAUUGGAAUAGAAAAAAUAAAGACCAGAGUGGGGGCCACAGGAGCUUUGGUAAUAGAAAUACCUGGGGAACAAAGGGGCAAGCCGGCGGAUCAACUCGCCGACAAACUCAAGGACGUACUUACCGACAGAGCAAAAAUAAGUAGACCGCAAAAAAUGGGAGAGCUGCGAAUAAAGGGCAUGGAGAUAUCCACCACGGAGAGUGAAGUGGCAGAGGCAGUAGCCAAAGUAGGAGGAUGCCAGGUAGGAGAAGUGAAGACGGGAAAAAUGAGAGUGGCCUGGAACAGUUACCGGACGUUGUGGGUACAAUGCCUCCUCGUGGCAGCGAAGAAGGUUGCUGAGGAGGGCAACAUUAUAAUAGGAUGGGCGCUAGCUAAAGUGGAGCUACUGCAGGCGAGAGCAAUGCAGUGCUUCAGAUGCUUAGAGAAAGGACAUGUGCAGGUUAAUUGUAAAAAUAACAACGAUAGGCGAGCAAACUGCUACAGAUGUGGAGAACCCGGACACCUGGCUCGGGACUGUAGUUCAAAAGCCAGGUGUCAAAUCUGCGCAGAGAACAUGAUGGACACUAGACUACUCCAAGGGAACCUGCACCGCGCCCGUCAAGCGCUCCCCUUGUUCGAGCACACGAUGACGGAGCGCGGUGCAGGCUUAGGCAUAGCGGCAGAGCCCCAUCAUGUCCCCAGGAACCAUAGAUGGUUCGGGGACGAUGGGGGCUCUGUCGCUAUAGUCUGGAAGGCGAGUAAUAACUCACCCCCCGCGAAAUACGUGGAUCGCGGGAGGGGGUUUGUUGUGGUCAGGUGGGGAGCCAUCACCGUGGUCGGGGUAUACCUCCCCCCAGAAAAGAGCCUGGGCUUGGUGGAGUACAAGUCCAGGCUCCAAGAAAUGGGAGAUGUCAUUAAAAGACAUCUCCCGGGUCCUGUCAUCGUCGCCGGCGAUUUCAACGCCAAGUCGGAGCUAUGGGGCUCCCGGCGCGAUGACAGGAGGGGGGAGGUAACAGCGGACUGGGCCGUAGGCCUAGGUCUGCACAUUAUGAAUGACGGCAAAAAAUCUACGUUCGUCGGGUCGAGGGGGGAGUCUAUUAUCGACUUGUCUUGGGCGACCCCCUCGGCCCUGCGAAGGGUGCUGACCUGGAGGGUGGCGGAGGAGCUAGAAUCAUUGUCUGAACAUCUCUUAAUAGAGAUGGAGCUCUCCGUCACCCCCGAUGGCCUACGGCCCCGCAAUACGGACGGACCCCGGCCCGGUAGAUGGGCUCUGGCCCAGUUAAGCAGGGAGGAUCUUGAGAUCUCCCUCACGGGCUCCACCUGGCCACAGUGGAAGGACGGGCAGGACCUUGACUCUGAGGUCAUGGAGGUUAUGCAAGUGCUCGCACUCGCGUGCGAUGCUUCCAUGCCCAGAGUCAGGGCCUGCCCAAAACGAUGCGCCUGGUGGUGGACUGACCAAAUUGCCGCGUUGCGGCGGAUGUCGGUCCACUUCAGGCGCGUGUUCCGAGCAGUGCGUUGGGACGCGGACCCUGAGGUCACUCUGGUCGCCCGGCGGGAGUUCUGCGCAGCCGCGAAAGAACUCCGGAACGCCAUAGGGGUUGCCAGAGGAAAGGAGUGGGACGACCACUUCCUCUCGUUGGACGCGGAUCCGUGGGGGCGCCCAUACAGGAUGGUCAUGCAAAAGCUGAGACCAUGGGCGCCCCCUCUGACGGAGACGCUCGACUCCCGGUUCCUGGGACGGGGGGAGGUUCCGGGAGUCACCGAGGAGGAGGUGGCCGAGGCUACCAGGCGGAUCAAGAGCAGGAAAGCUCCAGGACCCGAUGGUAUCCCCGGCCGUGUCCUCACCCUGGCCUCAGGGUACACGAGCGCUAGGUUCGCGCACCUAUUCACUAGGGCGCUAAGGGAGCGGAAAUUCCCCCCAGUCUGGGAGAGGACCUACGUGGUCCUCCUCCGAAAAGAGGGUAAACCGGAGGAUUCCCCCUCCGCGUACCGGCCCAUAUGCCUCCUGGAUGAGGCGGGCAAGCUCUUCGAGCGCAUAAUAGCGGCCCGCCUCAAGAGGCAUAUGUCCUGGGAGGGUCCUGAUUUAGGCGACGGCCAAUAUGGCUUCCGAGAGGGCAGAUCAACUGUGGAUGCAGUGUUGCAUCUAAAGUCCCUCUCGGGGGCCAUAGUGUCGGAGGGCAGGGUGGCAGUCGCGGUAUCCUUGGAUAUCGCGAAUGCAUUUAACACCCUGCCCUGGGGUAGGGUGGUGCAAGCGAUGAGGGGUUAUUUCCGCUUCCCACCCUACCUCACGGCCGUCAUAGAGGACUACUUCCGGGGCUGUAGCACGUUGUGUUACGCGGACGACACGCUCGUCCUGGCCGGGGGGAGAGACUGGGGGGAGGCCGUUCACACGGCAAACUUAGCGGUGGCGGCGGUUGUGCGCUCCAUCCGCAACUUGGGCCUAGUGGUGGCGGAAAGGAAGUCGGAGGCGAUUUUCCUCCACGCAAAGGGCAUGAAGCCACUCCAGGCCCAUAUCAGGAUAGGCCAAGUCAGGGUCCCCAUAGAGGCCCAGAUGAAGAUGAUCUCCAUCAACCUGGGCAGGUUAGUGCCCAAUGUCGGGGGACCAGACAUGAAGGCACGUCGCCUCCACGCAGGAGUCCUCAAUUCGGUGGCCAUGUACGGAGCACGGGUGUGGGCCGAGUCGCUGGCCGCCAGUCGCCUGAUGCAAGCGCGAUUGCGCAGAGUGCAAAGGGGGCUGGCGGUCCGGGUAGCGAGGUGCUACCGUACCGUCUCCUGCGUGGCGGCGACAGUCCUGGCGACCAUGCCCCCUAUGGAGCUCGUGGCCCUGUCGUACAAACGCAUAGGAAGGACGCACGUCACCGUUAAAUGCGAGAUAUCUCAUCCUCGUGGAAUGAGCUUCCCAGGUUGCCGCGUGUCACCACCGGUGCCCUCCACCUCGGACUUGCCUUUUCUGCGAUCAUCCGGCUGGAGCGCGCUCUACAUAGGUUCCGUCGAACCACUGGGGCGAGUGCUGCUUGAGAGCUGCUUGGUACUUAAGAUUACGCCGAUGUGGUUUGGCUUACUUGGAUAUCUCGAGCUCAUCCGCAUGGCCCUCGAAGGCAGCCAGCUGGUCCUCGAGUGGGUCACUCUGGAUUUGGUUCCUCCUCCUGCUUGA
This is a messenger RNA of Harpegnathos saltator (Jerdon's jumping ant), 4614 nucleotides long. RefSeq lists its product as uncharacterized. Bases 1 to 4614 code for a protein of 1537 amino acids. The transcript has 9 exons. Gene Ontology annotation, molecular function: nucleic acid binding; zinc ion binding; catalytic activity. The record is from RefSeq and is a predicted model, not a curated record. Lineage: Eukaryota; Metazoa; Arthropoda; Insecta; Hymenoptera; Formicidae.